UGUUUUCACCGAAAGAAGUAUUCUCCAAACGUCAAUGUCAAUAUCCAAAAGUCAAUUUUUGUUGAUAUUUUUGUUAACGCGCAAAGAACCCGUGGAAGAUUAGAAAGAAACCGUAUUGAAAGUCAUGUCAGAAGGCAAAAAGCUUCACCAAUACAUUGCGGCGGUGUCAAUCUGCAUCGGAUCUCUUGCAGCAGGUACCAUCUUAGGCUGGACGUCGAACAUCACAGAUGAGCUCAAGGCUGGGAAACUGAACGACCUCGAUAUGGACGAUACGGAGCUGGGCUGGACAGGAUCGUGCAUGAACCUAGGAGCCAUGAUAAUGUGUUUCCCGAUCGGCUGGAUAGCUGAUUGGCUAGGCAGGAAACCGACAGUGCUUCUGACCAUAAUCCCGUUCACUAUCGGCUGGGUUCUCAUAACCUUCGCCCAACACGUCGCCAUGGUAUACGUCGGAAGGGUGUUGGUGGGUGUAGGCGGAGGCUCCUUUUCUGUAAUAGCUCCGCUAUACACGAGCGAGAUCGCCCAGACUGAGAUCAGAGGAACUUUAGGAACCUUCUUCCAGCUGUUCAUCACCAUCGGCAUUCUCUACUCCGGCGUUUUUGGCUACGCUUUGCCCAUGAUGGUCUUCAACUUUGCCUGUCUCAUCGUGCCUCUGGUCUUCGGCGUGGUGUUUUUCUUCCAACCGGAAUCCCCGGUGUGGGAUCUGAAAAAAGGCAGGAACGUUAACGCGGAGAAAAAUUUCAAAAAACUCCGUGGCGAGGAAUAUGACGCAAGCGGAGAAGUAGCGGCUAUAUUGAAGGAAAUUGAGGAGGACAAGCAGCGUCAGAACUUCUGGGUCGCGAUGAAGACCAAGGCUUCGAAGAGGGCUACUCUGAUCUGUUUCAGCUUGAUGUUCUUCCAGCAAUUCAGCGGAAUCAACGCAGUUAUGUUCUACAGCAAGGAGAUCUUCAUCGACGCUGGAUCUUCUCUGCCAACUCCCUGGUGUGUCAUCAUCAUCGGCGUCGUACAAGUUAUAGCGACCCUCUUCGCCGCGUGGGCAAUGGAUAAAGCCGGUCGCAAAGUGCUGCUGAUGGCUUCGGGUGGAGGCAUGUCUUUUUCUUCGUUCCUGCUUGGACUGUUUUUUUCCCUGAAGAACCACGAAGUGCUGGAUAAGGACGGAAUAGAGAACAUCGGGUUCCUGCCAAUUCUCUCUCUGGUCAUCUUCAUCAUCGCCUUUUCCGUGGGGUUAGGACCCAUACCCUGGCUGGCUUCUUCUGAAAUUUUCUCUCCAGACAUCAAGGCGAAGUGUAGUUCUGCGGCAGCCACGUUCAAUUGGUUCCUGGCGUUUUUGGUGACGAAGUUUUACUUGGAUCUCGCCGAUGCUAUGGGAAACGACAUGACCUUCUACAUAUUCACUGUGAUUUCGGCGAUUGAAGUUUUUUUUGUCCUGUUCUUUGUGCCCGAAACAAAGAACAAGUCAUUCGCGGAAAUUCAGGCAGAGAUCGGAGGUUGAACGCUUUCUGAUACGAAUGUAUUUCUUCAAAAUUAAAAGUCGAUAUU
Molecule: messenger RNA, 1536 nt
Organism: Leptinotarsa decemlineata (Colorado potato beetle)
Lineage: Eukaryota; Metazoa; Arthropoda; Insecta; Coleoptera; Chrysomelidae
Product: facilitated trehalose transporter Tret1
Biological process (GO): carbohydrate transport; transmembrane transport
Cellular component (GO): membrane
Molecular function (GO): sugar transmembrane transporter activity
Source: RefSeq, a predicted model, not a curated record